GACAGGCAGAAGCAGAGAAGCUUCAAAAACAAAUGACUAAGCUGCAGGUGAACAAGGAAGAGGAUGACAAGAUGAGGACAAAUGUAGCAAAUGUUGCUGCUAGUGCUGCUGUUGGGGGAGACGACAUGCUCUCAAAGUGGCAACCUAUGGCCGAGCAAGCCAGGCAGAAACGUGAAGGCGUGGACACGUCAUCUGGUUCUCAACCAGCUAAAGAUGUAGGUCGCAAAUCUUCUGCAUCUGGGAAAAGUACUAAAGAUAAUCACGAAGGGGACAAAAAAGGUUCUACUAAUUUUACAACUUCAGGUGAGUUUUCUCUUAAACCGUUUUUUUCUGUCAUUUCAGUUGUCAAAUAAUUCAACUGCAAGAUGGAUGUAAACUUUAGAUAUAAUAUUAAGUAUUC
Arachis ipaensis is the source of this 400-nucleotide messenger RNA. NCBI's taxonomy places the organism in Eukaryota, Viridiplantae, Streptophyta, Magnoliopsida, Fabales, Fabaceae. The record is from RefSeq and is a predicted model, not a curated record.